GUGGGAACGAACGCCUUCGGGCCUCGAUGGAGUUAGUGGCAAUGCUGCUUUGUUCUUCGCCUCGACAUCUCGAUUUCUUUCAAAAGUAUUUUGUUAUCGCCUUGCGAUACUUCCUAUCCACCCACACCAGUCUGAGAACCAACCGCCAGCAUGUCGUGGAGAAAUCAAGGCAUCACCGGCUCCAAUAACAUUCCCCUGGGAAAGCGCCGAUUUGGUGGUGACGACGAAGAAGAAAUUGGUGUCGCGAACGGAGUCUCGAAUGGCGUCUCGAAUGGCACCGUGUCGCCGAAUGGAUUUUCGAAUAGCGACCGUGAUGUCAAACGCGGCCGCAGCCCUGAGCGAUCCGACCUUGACGGACCGAGACGUCGCAAGAAGCGCAACCGCUGGGGCGAAGCAACCGAGAACAAGGCUGCCGGCCUAAUGGGCCUACCGACCGCCAUCGUCGCCGACAUGACCAGCGAGCAGCUCGAGGCCUACACUCUUCAUUUGCGCAUUGAGGAAAUCACCCAGAAGCUCAAGAUUGACGAUGUCGUUCCCGCCGACGGAGAUAGGUCGCCCUCGCCCCCCCCUCAGUACGACAACCAUGGUCGCCGUGUCAACACCCGCGAAUACCGCUACCGAAAGCGUCUCGAGGACGAGCGUCACAAGCUGAUCGAGAAGGCCAUGAAGACCAUCCCGAACUACCACCCGCCCCAGGACUAUCGCCGGCCCACCAAGACCCAGGAGAAGGUCUACGUGCCGGUCAACGAUUAUCCAGAGAUCAAUUUCAUUGGCUUACUCAUCGGACCCCGUGGCAAUACGCUCAAGAAAAUGGAAUCAGAAUCCGGCGCCAAGAUUGCCAUCCGUGGAAAGGGCUCCGUCAAGGAGGGCAAAGGCCGCUCCGACGCUGCCCAUUCCAGCAACCAGGAAGAGGAUCUCCACUGCCUCAUCAUGGCCGACACCGAGGACAAGGUCAACAAGGCCAAAAAGCUGAUCCACAAUGUCAUUGAGACGGCUGCCUCUAUUCCCGAAGGCCAGAACGAGCUGAAGCGUAACCAGCUUCGUGAACUUGCUGCCCUCAACGGAACGCUUCGUGAUGACGAAAACCAGGCAUGCCAGAACUGCGGCCAGAUUGGCCACCGCAAGUACGACUGCCCGGAGAAGCAGAACUACACGGCCAGCAUCAUCUGCCGUGUCUGUGGUAACGCUGGACAUAUGGCUCGUGAUUGUCCUGACAGACAGCGGGGCGCGAGCUGGCGUAACGACAACCCGAUGGGCCGGCCCGGCGCUCCUCGCUUGGGCGGCGGCGGCGGCGGCGAUGCAGUGGACCGAGAGUACGAGCAACUCAUGCAAGAACUCGGUGGCACGGGCGCUGCUCCCGCGCGCAUCGAAGCAGGGCCUGGAUCCCAGGGUGCUCCCGCUGCUGGUGGCGCUGGUGGCGCCGAUGCUCGGCCCUGGGCACGUGGCCCGACCGGCGGACCUGCUCCCUGGCGUUCUCGGAACAACGACCGCGACAGCGAAGGCGGACCUCCCGGCGGGCCUCCUGCUGGCCCCUCGGGCGGACCUGCGCCCUGGGCUCGCGACCGCGGUGGUGACCGCGAUAGGGAUCGUGGUUAUCGCGGCUCCGAUGGCCGUGAUGGUGGUGAUAGCUACUACCCGGGUGGUCAGGGCUCGUAUGGCGGCGCCCCUUCCGCCCCGGGGACUGCUCCCUGGAACCAGCCGGCGGGUGCUGCAGCUGGAUAUGGUGGAUACCCGAGCUACGGUGGUUAUGGCGCUCCUGGCGCGCCCCCGGGAGUGGGUGGCGCCCCUCCUGGAUUGCCUCCCCCGCCUCCUCCGGGCGGCGCACCGCCUGGCCUCCCGGGUGGACUCAAUGCCCUCAUCAGCCAAUACGCUAAUGCCGCCCCGCCUCCACCUCCACCCCCGUCGGGAGAUGCUCCGCCGCCUCCUCCGCCCAUGGACCUGCCGCCUCCUCCCCCUGGUGCUUAAGGGAGACGCUAGCGAACUAACUCUGCUCCAAUAUAUUUUGCGUUGGGCAGUGGGAUGCUACUGACCGAUAGGAUGUUUGUUGUUUUAUUUUUAUUUUACGAUGGCGCGCUUCCUCCAUAGCCUAACUCAUCAACCAGCUUGACAAUAGGUUGGCAACUAAGUUGACUGGUCUGCUAGCUAGACAGCUACACGAGCUCCGGUGGGCACUAACGGCACAAGUUUAGAGAGAAUAUCUUUUAACCCGUCUAUGAUCAGUGUGUAAUCUGUGAAAUGCAACGUGAGUAGAGUAAACAUAGGCACUUGAGGGCGUUAUGUAGCUCAAGAAGUGGUAUCAUGUUGGCCGUAAUAAAGCUAUUGCUUGUUGUCAAUGGAUCACUUACCCAAUGAGGUUCCGAUGCAUUCUUUUAUUCGACAGUUCGGUCUGAGUUGCGCGCAGAGGGGUGUUCCAGA
Messenger RNA from Chaetomium fimeti, 2415 nucleotides. RefSeq lists its product as uncharacterized. Gene Ontology annotation, biological process: regulation of mRNA splicing, via spliceosome. The record is from RefSeq and is a predicted model, not a curated record. Lineage: Eukaryota; Fungi; Ascomycota; Sordariomycetes; Sordariales; Chaetomiaceae. Bases 151 to 1965 code for a protein of 604 amino acids. Gene Ontology annotation, molecular function: zinc ion binding; mRNA binding. Gene Ontology annotation, cellular component: nucleus. The transcript has 6 exons.